This is a messenger RNA of Menidia menidia (Atlantic silverside), 1823 nucleotides long. Lineage: Eukaryota; Metazoa; Chordata; Actinopteri; Atheriniformes; Atherinopsidae. The record is from the annotation of a GenBank genome assembly.
AUCCCCCCUAUUAAAGACGAAGUAGGUCCUAUAAGAGAAAAGAGAAAAAGCGCUGCAGAAACUUACCCCUGCAUCCCUCUGAGGGCUUCUCGCGUCCAGCUCCACAGUCACGACAGCUGAAAGGACCAACGGGCGGGUCCCUGAACCAGCACCAAAUCCUGCAGAUUUGAAACAUCAUCUUUUGCCAGAGAUCGCACAAUCAGAGGCAUAAGAUGGAGGGUCAGGAAAAGCAGGUGACGGGUUAUCUCUUGUUCUCACUGGCCACCGCUGUCAUUGGCUCCCUGCAGUUUGGCUACAACACUGGAGUCAUCAAUGCUCCAGAGGAGAAACUACGAUCUUUUUUCAAUGAUACCUGGGUGGAGCGCUAUGGUGAGUCCAUCAGCCCGGGGGUUUGUACCAUCGUGUGGAGUAUCGCGGUGGCCAUCUUCAGUGUGGGCGGAAUGGUGGGCUCCUUUAGUGUGGGCGUCAUGGCCAACAGAUUCGGCAGGCGUCGCUCCAUGUUCCUGGUCAACUCUUUGGCCGUGAUAGGCGGCCUCCUCAUGGGCCUCUCCACCAUCUGCUCCUCCUAUGAGAUGGUGAUCGCCGGGCGCUUGGUCAUCGGCUUGUUUUGCGGGCUCUUCACCGGCCUGACUCCCAUGUAUGUGGGCGAGGUGUCACCCACGCCGCUCCGUGGAGCUUUUGGCACUCUGCACCAGCUCGGUGUGGUGGUUGGGAUCCUGAUUGCCCAGAUCUUUGGCCUGGAGGCUUUGCUGGGUUCUGAAAAGCUGUGGCCCCUGCUCCUGGCCCUCACCGUGGUCCCGGCUGUGCUGCAGUGCAUCCUGCUGCCUUUCUGCCCCGAGAGCCCCCGCUUCCUGCUGAUCAACCUGAAACAAGAGGAGCAGGCACGCAAAGCGCUGGUCCGUCUGCGUGGCACCGAGGAUGUGAGCAAAGACAUGCAGGAGAUGAAGGAGGAGAGCGCCAAGAUGGCCAAGGAGAAGAAGGUGACCAUCGCCGAGCUGUUCCGCUCGGCGGCGUACCGGCAGCCUCUCCUCAUCGCCGUCAUGCUGCAGCUCUCCCAGCAGCUGUCGGGGAUCAACGCCGUGUUUUAUUACUCCACGGGGAUCUUUGCCUCAGCUGGCGUGAAGCAGCCCAUCUAUGCCACUAUCGGAGCCGGCAUAGUCAACACCAUCUUCACUGUUGUCUCUCUCUUCCUGGUGGAAAAGGCAGGACGAAGGACUCUGCACCUCCUGGGACUGGGCGGGAUGGCAGUCAGCGCUUUGUUGAUGACGAUCUCCCUCCUGCUGAAGCACAUCCCAGUCAUGAGCUACUUGGCCAUCGUAGCCGUCAUGCUCUUUGUGGCUAUGUUUGAGAUGGGCCCUGGGCCAAUCCCGUGGUUCAUUGUGGCCGAGCUCUUCUCGCAGGGCCCCCGCCCUGCGGCCAUGGCUGUCGCCGGCUGCUGCAAUUGGACCGCCAACUUCCUUGUUGGAAUGAGCUUCCCCAAGCUAGUGGAGGUGUGCGGGCCGUGGGUCUUCCUCAUCUUCGCCGGCUUCCUCGUCCUCUUUUUCAUCUUCACGUUCAUCAAAGUCCCGGAGACCAAGGGGAAGACAUUCGACGAGAUCGCCCGCAGCUUCGGCGGCCCGCCGCCCAACGCCGCCUCGCCCUCCGAGGACCCCGCCGCCACCACCAGCGCCGCCGUGGCGCUUCCCGCCUCGCCGGUGAAGGAGAAGGUCCCGCUGGUGGAGGCGCCGGCAGCCGCUCCGGCAGCCGCCCCCCCACCGGCGGCGGAGACCACGCCCCUCGCAGAGAAAGACAGCAGCACGGGGGAGAAAGUAGAGCAGGUGUAG